Prorocentrum cordatum is the source of this 354-nucleotide messenger RNA. The record is from the annotation of a GenBank genome assembly. NCBI's taxonomy places the organism in Eukaryota, Dinophyceae, Prorocentrales, Prorocentraceae.
AUGUUCGCCGAGCCUGCCUCGCAGCAGGCGCAUCACAUGAAAGACUGGCAUACCAGCUGGCGCCCCACCGAAGUUUCUGCUUCCCACGUGGUGCUCAUGCGGCCCACUGGUGUUGCAGCGCACCUCACGGAGGAUAAGGUCCACGAGGAUUGCGCCCUUGUAUUCUCUAUAGCAGGCUGUCUUCCCGUGGUGUGCACAGUAAUUAGAUUCGUGUCGGGACAGGUCUUGCCGCACAUCGAAUCGGAAGGUCGGCUUGAGCAUCAUAGCACGGAGUUCUCCGCGCGUAUUUCUUGGGUCGGCGCGCGGACCUCCAGAUUUUUGCGGCUGGGCCAUGUUCUGGUGACCUCGUGCUGA